GGGAUUUAACGACGUGAAUAUAUACGCAGUCGAAGGGCUUCAGACCUCUCCUGUUGUCUGUUUCCUUUCUUGUUCUACUCUCGGUUUUCAUCCUUAUUUCGUCUCCUUCUCUCACCACCGCGGUCUAACAUCUCUACUAAAAUAUUAUAUACCUUUACUUGUUUCUCUUCGUUUCUUCUUUUCGGAAUUGAGGUGUGCACGUGUGCGGGCUUCGACUACAUCCUUUUUUUUUUAACCCAGAAUAAGGACGACGUGAGGCCAUUCAAAUCCUUUUCAUUGGCGUGCAGUACUGUGCCUCACCUGCCCUUAUCAGCUCAGCUCACGCAUACCUCUCUCGGGUGUGUAUUUGCAUGGGAAGCGGACCCGUGACAGCACACGCUGGAGUAAGAGAAAAAAAAAUACAGCUAAGAAGUUGAGCAGUGGCUCAAGAGGGAGGGGGAGAGAGGGAGAGAGCACGUACACAACGAGCAACUACUUGCUGCAUUAGAAACAAAUAUAUAUUUGUAUUUUUAAGCUUUCUUUUUUCUGUAUUUGCUAGUGAGUGAAAAUACGUUGAGCGCACUCACUUGUUUUCGUUUUUUUUCUUCUUCUUCUCUUAAUUCGUGGGUAAUACAACGCGUCCCCAGCGGCUGCGCAACCUGUCGCGUUUUGGUUGUAUUCAACUCUCUUCUCUUUUUUUCCUCAUUCACACGCCAGAGCAGAAGAAGGAGGCAGGUGCGUGAUAUAUAUAUAUAUAUAUAUAUAUAGUUUGUCGUCGCCGGCCGUGUGUCGUACGUUUUUGUGAGGUUAUACACACUCCUUUGACCCGAACAGUGAAAGGCUAAUAAAUAAAGGAAAAACGAGUGUUUGCACCACCUCUCCUUUCUCCCUUCUCUCGUGCGAAACCGCAGCGAUCACGGUGUUUUUUUUCUUUGUGGCUCUUUUGCCCUUUUCUCUUGUCUUUCCUUUCGUCCAUCGCACCCAACCGCGCCCGUGCCCGUUCGUAACGGGCAGUUGCAUCGAAGUAAAGAAGGCGCGGAUUUUGUUACUCUUCUUUCCAUCUCAUCGCUUUAGCCACUGCGUGUUUUUUUUCUUCUUCUCUUGCUUCUCGAAUACGUCUACACCGUGCGACAGGCUUGUACGCUACGGAAAAGGCUCUUGGCUGCCGGGCCGCUGUACGACUCUUUUUCUUCUUCCUCCAUUUCCCUCGCUGCUGCGUUGGCAGUUCGCAACUCGGUACACUCGCAGCGGCUGUGAAAGACACGCACGCACUCCGCUCGCUCGCUCUGUCUUGCUUUCCUUUUCUUGUGUUUCGUUUCGUUUUCCCUCCAUUCAUUGUCUAUCAUUUUCCUUUGUGCGUUGACACAGGCUCUUGUGUUGCUCUCGGCACCGUCGUCACCUACCCCGCCGCUGCUGCGCUGUGCUGCGACGCCAUUUCCGCCCUUUAUUAUUAUCAUUCUCUGUACACACCGCGCCUGCGUUUUUCUUUGGGGAACGCUUGUGUUUCCUCUGUCGACCCUGCAGCUGUGCUGGGAGCACCGGAUCGUGGGGCUUUGCUUUCCUCCUCCUUUCUUGUGACCCCCCCCCCCCCGUCCGCGGCACUGCGCAGAGGAAAAAUGUCCGACGUUGCGAGAGUGGCAUCGGGGCAUUCAGCCAAGCCCGCCGUCUUUGGGCACCAGAAGACGGGCGUCGACGCAAACGCGCCGUACGAGAAUGAGGGGGAGGCGGAGAGCACGCACGCCGCUCCCCCUCCACGCGCUCUGCCCUCGUCAUCCGCAUCCGCUGAGCGGCGCCUGCCAGAGACGACGCCGGCGAAGCUUCUUCACGAGCCGACCGCGGCAGGAGAGCCGGUCAUGGUCGCACGUGACCACCGCGUGUACGAAGCGGGUUUAGCGCCCUCGCUGCGCGUGUCUGGCAGCAGUGGAGGACAGAGCAGUGCUGCUGCCUCAGCGGCCACCGCUAUCCCUUCCUCUUCCUCUUCUCCCUCCUCCGCGGCUGCGAUGCGUUCCCGCCCCUCCCCCCUGUCCAGCGCGCGUGCGCCGGCAGGGGGACCGACAGGAGGCAGCGCCGGGGGCCCUGGCCGCUACGUCGACCCCUCUGCUGGGAGCGGCCUCGCCAUCCCCCCUUCCAUCAACGCCGCCACACGCCCGGACUCGGCGCGGUCAGCAACUUCCAAGACGGCUGCGUCGUCGUCCAGCGCCAGCGUUAACGCGCUGCCGACCAGCGAGACCACACCUCCCGCGACGAUGUCGCCACUAGUGACGAGUGGAGCUCCACCGCCGACUGCCGCAACUACGACGACCGCGACAUCCAACAGCAAUUUCAAUACGUUGAGCAGCAGCAGCGGCGUGUACGCUGCCGCCACGACGGUCCCUUCUUUGUCGAAGACCCUACCCUCCGCGUUUUCGCCGCCUAGCAACGGCGCUGCUGCAGCCACGAGGGAUUCGACGCAGGUGACUUCGUCAUCUACUACUACCGCUACUACUGCUAAUAUUGCUAAUACUACUACUACUACUACUACUACUACUUCUGCUGCUGCUGCUGUGGUUGCCGGGCAGCCGGCUGGCCAUACGUGGCUAAACUUCAGCAACGGCGCCAUGCCGCCGCCCCUGCAGUCCGCCGCCGCUUCCUCCUCCACUGCCGCUUCGACUUCUGUUUCGGGUGCGGGCCCGUCGCUCCCGCCGAUGCCCCCGCCGCCCCCGCCGCAUCUUUCCACUACCGCCAAAGCAGGAAGCAGUAACAACCACCACCACAACGGUGGCGCCUCCAGCGGGGCGGAGGCGGAGACGGACGAGACGGUGGCCGCGGCCUCCUACGCACGUCCGGCCGUUGCCCUCAGCGCCGAUUUGCUAGAGCUGUACAAGCUAGUCAACGCGCAGUACUGCGCCCAGCGACGACUGGAGUCGCCCGGUCCCAAGUACAACAACGGCUACGAUGACAAGGACGGCCAUUACGUGUUCCUCCCUGGCGAGGUCAUCUUCCAGCGGUACAUCGCGCAGGAGGUGCUGGGCAAGGGCAGCUUUGGCACGGUGAUUAGAGGCUUUGACCAGAAGCGGUCGGAGGCGGUGGCGAUGAAGAUCACGCGACGUGGCUCGAGCUUCCGCAGCCAAGCAAAGCUGGAGUUGGACAUCCUGCUGCGCGUCAACGAGAAUCAGGCGUUGAACCACCUCGUGGUGCGCCUGCUGAAGGUGUUUGAGUGGCAGGGGCACCUCGUGCUGGUGUUUGAGCUGCUGAGCUUUAAUUUGUACCAGCUGAUCAAGUGCACGCGCUUUAACGGUGUCAGCCUGGACCUCGUGCGGAAGUUUGCCUACCAGCUCACUCACACAUUGCUGCAGCUGGAGUCGCAGAAGCCGCACCCUAUUAUUCAUUGCGACCUGAAGCCGGAGAAUAUUUUGCUGCGCAACCAAAACCGCAGCGGCAUUCGCCUCAUCGACUUCGGCUCCGCCUGCUACACCGUCAAGCGCUUCCACCGCUACAUUCAAAGCCGCUUCUACCGCAGUCCCGAGGUAAUUUUGUUUUUAGAGUACGGCACGGCCAUUGACCGGUGGUCGUUGGCGUGUGUGUUGGUGGAGCUGCACACUGGCGUCCCCCUCUUCGACGGCCGCACCGAAGCCGCGCAGCUGUCCAAGUUCGAGUGCACGUUGGGCCCCGUUCCGGCGGAGAUGAUCGCAGCGUCGCCCAAGGCCAGCCGCUUCUACUUCGGCAGCCUCGCGGCAGGGUUUCAGUUGAAGGAGCCGGUGCCCGAGCGGCGCGGCCUCGAGAGCGUCCUCGGCGUCGCCACCGGUGGCCCCCGCGGCCGCCGCCUCGACACACCGGGCCACGACGAGAAGUCCUACCGCGAGUUCCUCGACUUCGUUGCUCGCUUACUGCGCUACCAGCCGGAGGAGCGGAUGAGCUGCCGAGACGCGCUGCAGCACCCUUUCCUAAUGCCGCUGUACAUGUCGGACUUAAUGCAGCAACAGGAGCGCGAGGCCCAGCAUCGCCAGCAGCAGAGUACCCUUCCCCAGCAACCCCCACAGCAACCAAGUCACCCACAGCCACAACCACAGCCGUCCCCUUCGCGGUCUGCCGCCAAGAAGAACGGCUCUGACGGGUCGCCUCUAACGGCAGAGGAGUAG
Leptomonas pyrrhocoris is the source of this 4097-nucleotide messenger RNA. Its product is annotated as putative Serine/threonine-protein kinase. Gene Ontology annotation, molecular function: transcription coactivator activity; ATP binding; protein serine/threonine kinase activity. Gene Ontology annotation, cellular component: nucleus. NCBI's taxonomy places the organism in Eukaryota, Euglenozoa, Kinetoplastea, Trypanosomatida, Trypanosomatidae. The record is from RefSeq and is a predicted model, not a curated record. Gene Ontology annotation, biological process: peptidyl-threonine phosphorylation; peptidyl-serine phosphorylation; positive regulation of DNA-templated transcription. Bases 2577 to 4097 code for a protein of 506 amino acids. The transcript has a single exon.